AUGACCGACGAUAGUAUUGAGACUAAAGCAGUCUGCAAGUCGCAUCAUGGAAAGGUGGACCCAGACUUGGGAACACGCAACUUUUGCAUAGCCGGACUAGCAUUCGGAUGGAUUUUUGCAUCGCUGUGUCUCAUUGCAGGAUCGAUCAUGCUCAGCUCCGACCACUUUCCCAUCCCAUCAUACAUGAAUUUGAAAGUUAUCAUGGUCAAUUUCUUCUUGCAUACUAUGAGACCUGGGAAAACCUAUCCUCCUAGUCAUCGAAUCCAACAGCUGCAUCAGGGAACCUCGAUACUGGUACAGCUACUGUUGAACCUCCUCGUGACUAUUAUCCUUGACACUACAAAUUACAUACAUGCCACUACCCUCAAAUGGGCUCUUUUCAGAGAGGGUCGCCUCAAGUUCAAUUCGAAUGUGCGACUCUUUACCAGUGCCAAGGCCCACGGGCCCAAUAGUUGGUACAUGAACUGGAUUUCUCUUCUUGGGCUGGCUAUUUCGUACGGGGCUACCUCGGCUGCCAUUACAGAUGUGGUCAUUGUCGGAGAGUGGGAUGAAAAGACGCGCGAAGUGGAAUACGGUCCGUCGGAAAGCUCGGAUAUUAUCGAUAUCAACGGACUAGCAAUAUUUGCUCUCGGCAUUGGGGUUCUCUUACAGGUCAGUGUGUCGACUUAUAGUUUAUUAUACAGUAGCGGAGUUCGGAUCUGGAACAACUCUCUUCUAUCCAAUGCGAGGGCCUGGGUCGAUGGCAAAGAGACAGCCAAUGACCCGUCCGAAGAUCUAUGUCCGGAAUUUACCUUCACUUCCCGGGAGAUCCAAGACCCAAUGCUCGAUAUAGCACCACAUACUCAAAUCAUUCGAGGCCUGAUCUGGGGAUUCUGCGCGCUUUUCACUCUUUGGUCUCUAUCACAAGGAAUCGUGGUUGCAACCAACGGCUACAUGGCGGAGAACUUCGGUGAUUUCUCAAGCGGCGCAGACGGAUACUGGAGAUUCUACGGAGCCCUGUACUGGGACUACAAGCGAAUCACCAAAUCACCCCCUUAUUGGCUUGGAUUAAUCAUCCAAAUCAUAGCGCAAUCGUUUCUCACUUUUGCAUUGCAUUGCGUGGAGCUACUAUUCAAUCUUUCGCGUGACGAAGCAGCAUGGCGCGAGUUGGAAACCGUCGGCGUCGAUGCCGACGCCUCUAUGAAAUCCAAUGUUAGCAGACAGACGCUGAUCAUGUUGGCGAUGAAGGCUAUCAUACAGUGGGUCUUUGGGUAUGCGCUCACGGCGGAUGUUUCGUUUAAUAUUGCGCUUUUACCGAUUAUUGCUUUGAUGGUUUUGUUCGUUAUCUUGGCAAUUGGGUCGGAAUGGAUGUUGAAGAAACGGCCAAAGGGUAGUCUUCCGGCGACGUAUGGCGAGUUCGACCGAGUGAUCCAGCUUGUGGAUGAUUGGGAUUACGGUCGCCUUUUCUGGGGUGACAAAGGUUGUUUCAAAGAUGGGAUGCGCCGUGCAGGCACAUCUGGUCAGCGUUUACCAGACUUGAAGCCGGAUACCCUCUAUUGCCGUUGUCGGAAGGGGGAUUGA
Molecule: messenger RNA, 1560 nt
Organism: Penicillium subrubescens
Lineage: Eukaryota; Fungi; Ascomycota; Eurotiomycetes; Eurotiales; Aspergillaceae
Exons: 1
Coding region: 1-1560 (519 amino acids)
Source: RefSeq, a predicted model, not a curated record